GACUCCCUCGCCUUGUUGCUUCCCACUACAAAAGUAACAAGAAAAAUUGUUACAAUACUAAGCAUAGUAUUAACGUUAUGCUAUAUAUACAAAUCUCUCGUCGGACCAAAUAUUCGCAUUCAUAGAUUUCAUUACAAAUUAACGAACUAUUCACAGAAAGAAAUAAAACGAGAUGGGAAGUGGCAUGAUAAGGACAUUGGUUAUUCUAGCAAUAGCUUUAUUCAUGAUCGGUUCCGACAACGUCCACGUGGCAAAAGCCCAGGUCUGUGGAGCUAACUUGUCGGGACUGAUGAACGAAUGUCAACGCUACGUCAGCAACGCCGGACCAAAUUCUCAGCCGCCGUCUCGGUCUUGUUGUGCUCUAAUCCGUCCCAUUGACGUACCUUGUGCUUGCCGCUACGUUUCAAGGGAUGUUACGAACUAUAUUGAUAUGGACAAAGUGGUUUACGUUGCUCGUUCUUGCGGCAAGAAGAUUCCCUCCGGUUAUAAAUGUGGAAGUUACACCAUUCCGGCGGCUUAAAAAGGAACGAAACCAACAGAAUUUGGAUUUGCUAUAAAAAUUAAUAAAACGUAUUAGUAUCUGAAUAAUGAUGAUGAUGGAUGUUAUCAGGAUUUUAGGUCUUGUAGUAUAAGCAAAAUGGGGUUGAUGGUCGGAAGAUAUAAUUAAUGAAAAUAUGUUUGUGUUUUUUU
This is a messenger RNA of Arabidopsis thaliana (thale cress), 690 nucleotides long. RefSeq names its product Bifunctional inhibitor/lipid-transfer protein/seed storage 2S albumin superfamily protein. Bases 173 to 520 code for a protein of 115 amino acids. NCBI's taxonomy places the organism in Eukaryota, Viridiplantae, Streptophyta, Magnoliopsida, Brassicales, Brassicaceae. The record is from RefSeq and is marked reviewed. The transcript has 2 exons.